Molecule: messenger RNA, 4196 nt
Organism: Lycium ferocissimum
Lineage: Eukaryota; Viridiplantae; Streptophyta; Magnoliopsida; Solanales; Solanaceae
Product: putative late blight resistance protein homolog R1A-10
Exons: 2
Coding region: 811-3117 (768 amino acids)
Biological process (GO): defense response to other organism
Molecular function (GO): ADP binding
Source: RefSeq, a predicted model, not a curated record
UUAUUGGGCCUUGUUAGUUGAUGACAUGCCAGAACAAGUAAUAUAAAUUAAACCUUAAACUUGGAUUAUCUAAAUAUUCAUCUUUGAUGUACACACUGGAACUUUACAUAGUGAUUAUCCAAUUUAGUAGGUGAAGAUUCUGCCGAAACCAGCGGAUCUUGGACUAUUCUAUGAUAAUUUAUAUAGGAAACCAAGAAAAACCUAUUAAACUGUAGAUUCCAAUCUCAAUAUUAUUUCAAAUCUAUAAGUACUUGAUUAUUUAAAACUAUUUCUUACACAGUUCUGUCAUACUUGGUUAAUAACUAAGAAAGAAUACUUUAAUGCAACAAUCAAACUCAUCUCAAAACCAUUUUGUUGACCAACUUAGUCUACAUUGUUUAUAGCAAGUUACUCUUACUUUCUUGUUUAUGAUAGGAUGAAUCAUUUACAUGCAGCUAGCUGCUAUAGCUUUUUUAAUCAACAAAGUCAUCCACACUACUAAUGUCAACUAAAAAUAGUAAUAAAUUUGGAUCUAGGACAGUGCAUAGCGUGGGUUUCUUAACUAGUACUUCUAUAAAAGAGUUGUUUUCUCUAACAUGUACUUCCAUAGCUCAAAGCAAUUCAGAGAUAUCUCAAUCAUUUGAUUCCCCACAUAAUAUGAGCCUUCUCUACAAAUUUGCUCACUUCAUCUGUUACAUUUGACUCUAUAACUGUAUUAUACCCUUAUUUAACAUCAAUAUAUCGAGCACCACCUGCAAGAAGUCAGAGACAUUAUCAAGACUACGUCCUGUUAAUUGUGCCAAGAAGAAGCACAGUUUUGCGGAGUCCAGUAUGACCACAACUUCAGAAGCAAUUGUUGGAUUUGAGGAUGAGACGGAAGUGUUGAUCAGACGACUUAUCUGUGGCUGGAAAGAUUUAGAUGUGGUCUCCCUGGUUGGAAUGCCUGGAAUAGGUAAGACAACUUUAGCUAGGAGAUUAUAUAAUCAUAAUGAUGUCGUCGGUCGCUUUGAUGUUUGUUCAUGGUGCACUAUUUCUCAAGCAUAUAAUAGGAGAAAGACAUUGCUUGAGUUAUUGGGUAAUUUGGUUCCUCUCAAUGACAACACAAGGAAUGAUGAUGAACUAGCAGACAAGCUGCGAAAACAUUUGCUAAAAAAGAGGUACCUCAUAGUCAUUGAUGAUUUAUGGAGUAUUGAAGCUUGGGAUGACUUAAUGAGAUGUUUUCCAGAUGAUAAAAACAGCAGCAGAAUCAUCUUGACAACUAGACAAGACAAAGUUGCUUCUAAUACUGAAGUUUUUAGUGCUCCUCAUCGUCUUCGUUUAUUCACAGAUGAAGAAAGUUGGUGCUUAUUGCAGAAGAAAGUGUUUGGAGAAGAAAGUUGCCCUCCACAACUUGAGCAGAUAGGAGAGCAAAUAGCACAGAGUUGCAGAGGGCUUCCACUUGCAAUUAUUUUGGUAGCUGGUGUUCUUGCAAAACUGGACAAGGACGAAGUUCGUUGGGAAGAAGUUGCCUAUGGUUUAAGGCGUUCAUGUAUUAUUGCUGGCGAUAAGCAAAAGUACAUGGACAUAAUUGAGUUGAGUUUCAAUCUUUUACCUGAUCAGUUGAAACUAUGUUUUCUCUACUUUGGAGAAUAUUUUGGUAAUGGAGUUAAGGUCCGUAAGUUGAGACAGCGUUGGGUUGCUGAAGAAUUUGCUGUAGCUAAUGGGUUAAAGAGCGCGGAGGAUGUAGCAAAGGACUACAUGAUGGAGUUAAUAGAUAGUAACCUUGUAAUGGUUGUCCGUAGGAGUUUCUCUGGCAAGGUGAAAACAAUUGGCAUGCAUGAUCUAUUACUUGAGUUUUGCUCCACUACUUGUAUACAUCGAUGGGAUGUAGGCGGGUCAGAUGAUUCAAGUUCAGCUCAUCCCCAAAGUGGCUAUGAAAUCCAUCGUCUCCAUUGGCCUAAAAAAGGUUCCUCAUGCUCUCAUUCUUUGAUCACUCAUUCACUCCCUUCUUAUGAUAUACUUAACAAGAGAAAUUUAUUGUUUGAUUGCAACUCUAUCCCUUCUCAUGAGUUAUUGACAUUGAAAGUGUUGGAUUUGGUGGGCGUCACAUUAAGAAGUGCAUCCUAUAUUCAAUUCUUGAUUAAUUUAAGAUACUUGGCCAUGAAAGGGAAUUUUGAGGAAGAUCCAUCAUGGUUAUCCAAGCUCAAGAACUUAGAAACAUUGAUACUUGAGGGAUCGCGCAGAUUAAAUCUGUCACGUGCGAUAUGGGGUAUGGUAAGCUUAAAACAUUUGGAAGUGACUGGUAAACCAGCUGUCAUUACGUGUGAUGUCGCAGAGUUUGAGACGUACCCCCCUUUAGAGAAAUUACAAUGGCUUUCCUUUGCACACUUACCUGGAGGUGAGGAGUUCCAAAAGUUCGUGUCAAAGGUACCCUGUUUAGUAAAGCUGAGGUGCAUGGUUGAUGAGCCAGAAGUUGGUCGGAGAUGCAUUAGGCUUCCAGGUUUACACUCUUUAAAUCAACUUGAAUCACUCAAAGUCUAUUUUCUAAAACGUGGUGCAAAGCGACUUGAAGUCAACUUCCCUAGGAACCUCAAGAAGUUGACGUUGUCAUCAUAUCAAUUACCAUGGACUGAAAUUUCAACCAUAGGAAGAUUGGAAAAUCUGGAGGUGCUCAAGUUGGAUUCUUAUGCUUUUAAGGGAAGGCAAUGGGAUGUCAAAGAUGAGGAGUUCCAGAAACUCAAGCUCUUGAAAUUCCACAGCAUGAAUAUUCCACAAUGGAACUUUUCUGAUAUGUCCUUUCCCAACCUCCAGCUGGUGAUUUUCAGAAACAGUCAACUGGAAACAUUUCCCCACAACCUUGAAAACUUACCUUUGUUGAAGAUGAUUGAGGUGCGCAAAUGCAACCGCAGUACCUUGAGAUCUGCUAGGGAGUUUGAGAGAACUCAAAUUGAGGAUUUGGGAAAUCAUGAAUUCAAGCUCAUCAUCAAGUCUAGAGAUGAGGAAUCAAUGAGUGAGGAUGAAGAAGAACUUGGACUGACUUGGCAAGUUGACUUAGAGCUGCGAAUUUUGCAGUUUGUUUUCCGUGUUCUACUUGUUUUCUUGAUCAUUUCUGUCGCUGUUAAAUGGGCUGACCCGGACCCAAUCCAGUUCAUUAUUUGAAUUGCAGGUCGAGGCCAGUCUGAUCAGGCGAAGCCGUAUUUAGGUCCCUUUUUUAAAGUAUAGUCGAAAUUUACAAAGUUUUUAAAGUUUAGCUGCCUUAGUUUCAAACAUACGUGUCUGAAGUUGAAAAUUUUAGACCGUCUAGUCGUAUUUAGGCUCCGCCGGAGCCUAAAUUCAGACAGAAGGUCUGAAUUUGAACUAUGUCUUUUCAGAUUCAGACCUUCGGGUAUGAAGUUAGGCCUUGGCGGAAUGCAGCUUCAGAUCCUCUAAAGAAGAAGAAUAAACAACAUGAGGUUACUCAGUGAAGAGAGGUUACUCACUACUAUGGUCCAAUAAGAACCGGAUUGACAAAUAGCCUAGGAAACUCAUCUGGAGGACUAAACUUCCCACCAAAGUAAUUUGUCCUAGUUGGAUAACACUAUAUGAAUCUUGUCUCACACAGGACAAUCUCAGCUAUAGGAGCAUUCAGCCAGUUAAUAGAUGUUAUAUGUGCCAGUUGAAUUUUGAGAGUGUUAGGCACCUCUCCUUGCAUUGUACAGUAGAUAUCUGGAGCAUGUUUUUCUCCAUCUCCCGGACUAGCCUGGGUCAUGCCGGACAGUAUCAAGGAAGCUUAUGGAAGUUGGUGUUCAUGGAGAGUUGGGAAGUCCAUCAAUAAAUUUGGCAAAUGGUGCUUGCUUCAUGUUUUUGGUGCAUCUGGGAUGAAACAAAUCCCAGAUGUUUUGAUGAGAUUUCAACUCCAUUUCAUGUCAUUAAAGCAAAAUGUUUGCUUAAUCUUUUUUGUUGGCAAGACCAGACUCAUGUAACAAGCUGUGACUAUUUUUUUUGGAAUGUGUAAGCUCCCUUGUGUUAGACUAGCAUAGUUUGGUUUUGCGGGAGCAAUCACAUUCUCUCUUUUUUGUAACUUUUGAUGCAUCUUCUUGUUUCCUUUAAUGUAAUCUUCUUACUUCAUAAAAACAAAAGAAUAAACAUCAUGAGGUUCAGUUUGAAGUUUCCCAAAACUGGUUAAACUGCAUGCUAUAAGCGACUUAACCAAGUCUACGAAGAUUUGCUUUUCUUAUGAUCGGCCCGUAAUGCCUUUU